Penicillium paradoxum is the source of this 1920-nucleotide messenger RNA. Its product is annotated as DUF2985 domain-containing protein. The coding region runs from base 1 to 1920 and encodes 639 amino acids. The record is from RefSeq and is a predicted model, not a curated record. NCBI's taxonomy places the organism in Eukaryota, Fungi, Ascomycota, Eurotiomycetes, Eurotiales, Aspergillaceae. The transcript has 4 exons.
AUGGAUCGCAUAGAGUCCGUCGAGGACCACAACGCUCCUAACGGGAAUCCUGAGAGGACCCAACCCACAAGGCAGCCCACAGACCCUGGUCCAAGUAGGCCGACUCCUCCUUUACGCAGUCGACGGCCGAGUAUUCGCCUAUCUCGCUUCCCGUCUAUCCCCUCGUUAGACAACGUCAAUCAGCCGGUGGUGCGGCAUGAGGGUCCACCACUACCUUCCUUUGAGCGGCAACCUAUUCGAUCGCCUCCUCCCAACGAAGAGGAUGAAGCAUGGUUGGCAGGUCGACGGCGCAGCAGCUCGGACCCGGGUCGAUUGUCAUCUCCCCCUCCGGACGUCCUCUCACGCGUGGCAACUCCAAUGCGAAUGGGGGCUUUGACCGAAGAGCCUUCACAUGAGAGUCCGGCAUCAGUUUCUUCGGCAGCAAUACUACCUCCACAAGAGACUGAACCAAAUUAUGAACAAUCUGGACCACAACAAAAUGAGGUCUCUCCCGCACUAGCGCGACCGCCGGGUCGUCUUCGGCGAACCAGUCAAGCUGCGUUGAAUCGAUUUAGCCGCAAUCGCGCAUCAACUGUGACAGGAGCUGCGCCAACUUUAAGCCCACAAGAUGACCAACGCCAGGAUGAGUAUGGAACUCACGUAGUCGACGUGCUGGACGUGAUCGACCCCGAGGUAUCUGCGCUUUCCACUCUUACCAAUGUCCAAAACUCUCUCUUCGUGCCGAAUCUGGGUGGCUUCAUCAACCGCAUGCCCACAUAUACAAUCACGCGACCACAAUAUUCUUCUUCGGAUGAAGAACAGGACACUACAACAGACGAUGGGGAACCGCCUGAAAAGGACCAGGUCAAGGACCGGCCGACCUUGGAACAAGUCCGCAGGUUCACGAGCAUGUCCGAUGUGUUGCGCGGUCCCAAGUAUGCCGUUCUCCCAGAAGGGCAUGCACUCGAGGGAUGGUCGAAAGAAGACUUUGCCGAACUUAAUGAUCAUGUUCGACACAUGCUUCACUCUCGGCGGUCCAAGUUCAAACGGGCUAUGAAAGGAUUCAGGCAAUACGUCCGGAAGCCUCUCGGAUUUCUUGUCACUCUAUAUGCUACUUUGAUCACAUUGUUCGGUCUGGCCUGGGUGCUUUUCUUGAUUGGUUGGAUCAAUGUAGGCGGAAAACAAAGUUAUGUUGUCAACAUCAUCGAUAACAUUUUGGUCGCCCUGUUUGCCAUCAUGGGUGAUGGAUUAGCCCCUUUUCGUGCCGUCGAUACAUAUCACAUGAGUUUCAUUGCACAUUAUACGUUUCUCUCGUGGAAACUUCGUCGCAAGCGCGACCUUCCAGGCCUCAAGGAUAAAAACGACCUUCCAUCGAUGCCAGAGAAGGAUGUUGACCUUGAAAUUGGCACUGAGGCCGAAAAGGCCGAACACGAAUUUUCUGUGCUCGAUGCCCGUCAACAAUUGAGAUUGAUGCACCAUCAAACGAAGUUUGCAAAGUCGCAUACUUUCUACAAGCCGCACGAAACCAUGACCCACCAUGCCUUCCCUCUCCGUUUGCUUAUCGUAAUCGUCGUCCUCCUCGACUGUCAUUCCCUGCUCCAGAUGGCUCUUGGUGCCUGUACCUGGAGUAUGGAGGAUCCCGACAGGCGACCGUUCGCCUUAACCACAGUCAUCCUUUGCUGCUCUCUGACCUGCAAUAUCACGGGUGGUGUGCUGAUCAUGGUUGGUGAUCGGCGGACGCGAAAGAAGGAUGUUGUUGAGCGGAUUUUCCGCCAAGAGCUGACGCAAGAAGCUAUGAAGAAGAUGGAAAAGAAGAAGAUCAAAGAAGAGCGCCGCAGUAUUCAGAUCGAACGUCGCAGUGCGCAAAUUGAGCGGUCAAGUGCCCAAAUCGAGCGCCCCAGCUCUCAAAUCGAUCGAUCAGAGCUGCAAAAUAGCACCUGA